Messenger RNA from Bradysia coprophila, 7983 nucleotides. RefSeq lists its product as uncharacterized. NCBI's taxonomy places the organism in Eukaryota, Metazoa, Arthropoda, Insecta, Diptera, Sciaridae. Gene Ontology annotation, cellular component: catenin complex; cytoplasmic microtubule; beta-catenin destruction complex. Gene Ontology annotation, biological process: cell migration; negative regulation of microtubule depolymerization; negative regulation of canonical Wnt signaling pathway. The record is from RefSeq and is a predicted model, not a curated record. Gene Ontology annotation, molecular function: beta-catenin binding; microtubule binding.
GCAGUCUUAGUUUGUUUUUAUGUGCUGUGCACGUAUAACUUAUAUGAAUGUGUGUUCGUUCACGGCCAUUGUGUUGAAAAAGUUUUUAAAUUUCUUAAUUUCUUAAUAAGAAAAUUCUACUGAUAUGUGUUAUCAAUGGAUUAUUACGACUUAGAAGUUGAUUAAAUCACAUUACUAAGUCGUUAGUAAAUUCAAGAUUCUACACAAACAUGCAAAAUUCACAGUCUUUCACCAAUCAUCCGCCUCGAAGCCCAACGACGCCUCCAUAUGAUUCGUCAAUCGAAGAGCUGGAUGAUUUAUGUGUUGAAGAUGACCUCGAUAUUCUCGACAAUAUAACCGAUUCGGCCCGAAAGCCACAUUUUUUGGACUAUGAUGCAAUUCCACCACCGGGAUUCGAGGAAGACGAUUGUAGCAGCACAAUUGCCGUCAAAGGGAUUCCACGCACCGUCUAUCCGAAUGAGAAUAUUAAGGUGGACAAAAUAUAUGAGACUGACGGCGAAAUUAGCGAUUUCGAACUAUCACAUCGGAAUCAAAUGAAACGAGAUCAAAGUGCAGAUGCACAUUCUGGUGCGCGUCGUAAGAAACAUUUUUUGGAUGAAAAUCCAAUACCGCCGGAUUAUGACUAUGAAAGGGAGCGGGAGCAUCGAAGUUUAGAUAGAAACUUUGAGCGGACAAGAGAAUAUGUUUAUGAACGAAAACAUUCAUUGGACAGAGAAUGUUCGUCGCGAAAAGUUAUGAAGGAGCCCAGCUAUACAUUGGCAAGAUUCCUGGAGAAUGAUGUAUCUCCAAUAUACCGUGGAGGGACAUGGCCAACAAACAGAUUGAACGAUGGUAGCGGUGGCCACUUUUCUAGUAUGCCGAAUAGCUCAGGAGAAAUUGGUAACCAGAGAGAAGCUAAGGUUGAAUGUGUCUAUUCGUUACUGUCCAUGUUAGGAAACAACGACCAGUUGGGAAUGUCCAGUAAAUUUCUGGAGCUAUCGAAAUCGCCCGACACGUGCGCCACAUUGCAUCAAACUAGAUGCAUUCCGCUAAUUGUACAAAUGAUUCAUUCUGAUGCGGAUGAAGAGACGAAAAAGAUGGCCACUAUGGCAUUACACAACGUUGUCAAUAGUCAUCCGGAUGAUAAAGCUGGACGUCGUGAGGCUAAAGUUUUGAAACACAUCGAGCAAAUAAUGGAAUAUUGUGACAUUUUGAAGACAAUGGCAGGAGCAGGAGAUACAAUGGCUGAUAUUAGUGAUUGUCAUCCAUCACAAGCUAUUUCCAGCCUGAUGAAAAUCAGCUUUGAUCAACAGCAUCGUAACGCUAUGUGCGAAUUGGGAGCACUACAGGCAAUCGCUAGUUUAGUUCACUACGAUCAUGCCAGUCAUGGCCACGAUUCCACAGAUCCGCACUGCAUUCUUUUGCGUAGGUAUGCUGGCAUGGCUCUUACCAAUUUGACGUUCGGUGAUUCAAACAAUAAAGCUUCUCUAUGCACAAACAAGGAAUUCAUGAAGGCAUUAGUCGCUCAGCUGAAUUCAAAUGCAGACGACCUGCUACAAGCAACCGCCAGCGUUUUGAGAAACUUGUCGUGGCGUGCCAAUGAUAAUAUGAAACAGGUGUUGAACGAAAUCGGCACUGUAACUGCAUUGUCGAAGGCAGUCAUGCAAAACAGGAAUGAAAAUACUCUCAAGGCCCUCUUGUCGGCUCUAUGGAAUCUAUCAGCUCACUGCAGUAUGAAUAAAGCCGAAUUCUGUGCGGUAGAUGGAGCAUUGGCCUUUUUGGUUGAUAUGUUGGUGUAUGACAGUCCAAGCAAAAAGCUCACUAUAAUCGAGAACGCUGGUGGAAUUCUGCGAAAUGUCUCUAGUCAUAUUGCUGUCAAAGAGGACUACAGAAAAAUAUUACGAGAACGCAAUUGCCUGGGCAUAUUACUUAACCAGCUCCAAUCUGAGAGUCUUACCAUAGUUAGUAAUGCGUGUGGAACCCUUUGGAACCUAUCAGCUAGAUGCCCGGAGGACCAACAAUUCCUUCUGGACAAUAAAGCAGUUUCAAUGUUAAGUCUCCUCAUUCACUCCAAACACAAAAUGAUCUCAAAUGGUAGUAAUGCUGCUCUCAAAAAUCUCCUAAACUUCAGACCAGGUGGUGUAAACCAUACUAGCUUGGAUCCGGUUGCAAAAUCAAUGAGACUGAAAGAAUUGCCAAGUUUAAAUGUAAGAAAGCAGCGAGCUAGAGAACAAGAACUUGAUCAGAAUUUAGCGGAAACGUGUGACAACAUUGACGUCACCACACCUCCGAAAGAAGAAAAGAAAGUCGACGAAUUUCUCCACUUCGAUAAUCAUCGCAAAUACCAAUUCCCUGAUCCACCUUGUUUGCCGAAACCAGUUAUUUCUCCGAAGGAAGCCACUGUGUCAACCGAAUCAACCAAAGAGUUGCGUAAGCAACAUGUGAGUGAAUUGGAGUGCGCAUCAAAUUCAAGCAAUGAAUUUGAGAGAGACGACGAGAAAAGCAGCAGUAGCCGUGGACCAGUCCCAACACCGCGAAAAAAUCUUAAAAAGGAAGACUCGGAAUCAUUUAGCGCAAACACAUCGUAUCAGGAAACCGAUCUGGAUCAAAUAACCAAUUUCUCGCUAAGAUAUGGGGAGAAUCAAAACGAAUCGUCCGACGACAAUGAUAUGAACGACGGAAACGAGAUUUUAUUGAUAUUGGGCGAUACAGUUAAAUGUUACGAGACGGAAGGAACUCCAUAUGUUAUUUCGAAUGCCGCCUCCGUUAGCGACUUGAGAGCUAAGCCUCCAGAACGGCAAGAAGUGAAGAAUAAAAUUGUUAAGAGUGGACACUUAACGGCAGAAAAUUCAGGAUUAAAUACGCCGGAGAAGCCCACUAAGUACUGUGAAGAAGGUACACCUGGAUGUUUCAGUCGAUACGAUUCGUUCAGUAGUUUAGAUGAAGAACAUGAAGAAGUAGACGGUCAAAAUAACACAAGACCGCAUAUUGAUGGCAAACUUGAAAUUGUAGCUAUUGCCGAAGAAAAUAUUGACGAAGAGCCAAUUAAGUCAGUAGAGAUAAGUGAAUCAGAGAAUAAUCCCAAUCCGACGGCUGGAGCAAAGGCAGUAACAUUCGGUGAUUUUGAGACACCAAUGAUGUUUUCCAGACACACUUCCCUGGGAUCGCUUUCUAGCAUCGAACCAACCAUUGGUGAUGAUCGGUCUUCCGUUGUAAGCGAAUUUAGUCGCCUAGCAAGCGGAAUCAUAUCACCAUCGGAAAUUCCCGAUUCACCGACGCAAAUUGUCGCCCACUCACCGCGACGGAUACCUGGAACGUCAGUAUCGUUUCCAUGUACCCCGCCGAAUCCACUUCGCAGUGUUUUCGAAGACAACCUUAAUCCAUAUGGUGUCGAGAAUACGCCAGCUCAGUUCUCCUACGCAACGAGUCUUAGCAAUUUGAGUCUAGACGACGAGCCAAAAAUCGAGACUGAUAUUACUACAAAGGAACUGAAUUUACUAAGCAUUGACGACGACACUGCCCGAAACGUGAAGCAGCUCAAUGAUGUGGAGCGUUUUGGCAAUUCGAAUGAUAUUGGAAAUAUCAACGCUAAUUUGUCCGACAGCGAUGAUCGAGACGAUGAAAUUUUAGAGUCCUGCAUGUCUAUGGGAAUGGGUCGUAUUGUGCGAUCUCAAAAUGCAAUUCAAAUGACCGAACAGGAUUCAAACGAACGUCAUCAGAAAGAAGUACUGUCCGACGACAGUUCCAGCAGCUGCAAUGAAAAUGAACGGUGUUUGUUGGAGAAACUCAUGCAAGGUGGCUUAGCUAAAACGACUAAGUCCAGUUCGAAGCCCGAUUUUCAUGCUUCGUGCGAAGCAUUACCGAAACAAGUCUACAAGGAGAAUCCAAUUCAUAUGUUGAAAAAAGGUGGAAUUCCUGCCUAUGUAGCAUCCAAAGACGAAGUAAACCGAUUCAUGGUCGAAGACAGUCCGUGCAGCUUCUCAGUAAUGAGUGAGCUAUCCGAUAUCACAGUGGGCUCUAGUGUCGCUGGAUUAGUUCCAGUUAACAGGCUAAACAAGACACCAGGACCUUAUGUGAACACGAUUCCAGAAGUUAGUCAACAAAGAAUUGGCGACAUUUCUUCUGAUUCCAUUUCGGCUGAUUCAGCCGACGAUGAGCAUUUAUUAAACGAGGCAUUGGCCAUCGGAAUGCAAAGUAAAACGUCUUCGAAACAACCGUCUGUGCUGCCAAAAUCGCAGAUUUUAUUACCGACAGCACCAUCAGCAUCACAAUGCAAACCAAAGUUACCAGCAACAAAUUCUCAAUCAAUUUCUUCCAAAACACCACGCCCAGACAAUGGCCAGUCAGCGAAUGGUUCGUUUAGUUCCAUCGAUUCAAGUGAUUCGUACGAUGCCUCGAUUCUUGAGCAUUGUAUGCAGGCCGGAAUGUCUAAGCCAUCGCUACGCAAACCACAACCAGCGACAUCGGAAAAAGUACCCUCGAAAGUGGCCUCGCCAAAGCGAUCUCAGUUGCCAACAUUUAAGUCACACGCUCAGUACGAACGUGAACGAAAGGAACGCGAUCGAAAGGAAGAUCUUCUGUUGACGGAAUGUCGAAAUGUUGGAAUGCAGAAAAUUGGACGAACUGAUGCACAAAUUAAACCACCGACACGACAUGUACGACAGAUUUUAGCACCAGCUACAUUCACCCAACAAUUGUCGAACACAAAAUCGGAAAGCGAACGAAACAGUCCUCCAAAAAACGCCGAGACUACGUCUGUAGUUGUGUCGGACUCAGUAGCAGCAGGUGCCCCCUUCACAACUCCAGACGUAGAGACGAUGUACCACACCGAAGGCACAAAAAAGUCAGAAAACGUUCUAGACCACCUUCCCACAAUAAAAACGACCAGAAUUGGAUCUAAUCAAAACGAUCAACUGAAUGACAUCAUGCAAAUGUCCUUCUGCAGUUUAAAUCUAAGCACCGGCAGCAACCUAUUGGAACGCUCAAACGAGUAUCCCGCUCUGAAGAUGAACACCAGCGAUUGUAUCGACGACUCCUGUCACGGAUCUAUCAUCGACAUGGAAAUUUCGAACGAAUGUCUUAUGGAACACUUUGAAAUGACAUCGUCGAAAGUAGAUAAGCAUAAAGAUCCAGAUUUGAUGCUCAAAUCGGUGGACCGAUUAACACAAGAACUUGUGUCUACAGCAGAAUAUUUGCGCACCACAGCCAAUAAUAACGAGGAAUCUGUGCACAAGAAAUCCAGCAGCAAUUCAAAUAAUACUUGGAAUGAAGACACCUGUCCCAAUGACGUGUCAUUUCCAAGCAUCAGCAUGACUGUUCCGCUCAUCGCAUCUAUGAACGAGGAUGAUAACACGUACAGCGAUUUAAACAAUUUCGAUUGUCAUAACGAUGGCUAUGAAGAGCAAACGCCCACAAACGACACCAAGAAUGUAAUGAACGAACUGCAGAACAACUAUUCCAGAACAUACAUCACCAGUGACGAGCAGUUUUUGGAGAAUGUAUCCAUGGACCGUACUCUGAAAUUGAUUGAUUGCACGUCACAACCGGAAUCGCUCGAUACGAAUACCAUUGUCAACGACAACAGCAACAAUUCGAACGGCAUUAACUUUCAAGUUGGUGGCGAGGUACAACAUACAUUUCGUGAUAGUCUGUCUAAUUAUCUAUCACCUCGUUCGUAUUCUUACGACACUGGUUCAACAAUGACAACAUCCACCAUCAUAGCGAAAGAGGCAAAUAAAUUGGUUGUUGAACUCUUAAAUAUGCAAACAAUGACCGAUAGCACGACCAGCUUAGACCUGGAUCAGGUUCGUCCGCCAUCGGGAAUGGAUUGUAUUAGCUUGUCUGGCUGCAACUUGGACACUCCGUUUAGUCCACAACUAUCGCGAUCACGGAAAAAAUCUCUUCCUCAUGGCAUCGUCGCGAAAAGAGCAUUGAGUCAUCUGGCACCAUCAGGUAGCACUGAAAGUGUAAAUUCGAGUUGCAAUCUGGACAACAUAAAACCGCCUUCGAUAAUGGAUGAGCUAUUGGAUUCAAUGAUUAGUGUCGCUAGCAUUACUUCUGAAGUUGUCGAGAACAAUGGAACCAAUGAUCACAGCUCUAAAUAUGAGACGGCCUUAAGUGAAAUCGAUGACACAACCACAUUACGCAGUUGCCUAGAUCUUCCGAACGAUUCAACACCGAUACCAUCCGAUUUCAGCAGUGCCGAAUCGACUCCAAAGAAAGUACGAAAUGUGAAGCGAUCGAUGACACCCAGACAGAAAAGACACUUCGUGAAGGAACGGUACCGCACAUAUACCAUCGCUGCCGAUAUGGUGUUAAGCGAUACAAUCGAUGAAAUUCGUGCGGAUAGUGAUGCAGAUGUAAAGAAUGACAUCUAUGAUGAUGAAGUGAUUCAAGUGGAAAUCAGCAGUAGCCCGAGGCGAUCGAUGUCCAAGCAGCGCAGAGCUGAAGACCGAGCCCGCUUUGAAACGCAGGUUCUCAGUCCCAUGUUGCCAAUCCAAUCGAGUUCAGCUAAUGGAACAGUUUUCAAUGAAAAACUAUCAAAUCCAAAACAGACCGACGAUGUGAAUGCAACAUUGUUGUCGAAUUUCAAAUCACAACAUCUGCUCGCUGACGAUACCAGUGGCGAUUCAAUGAGCUUGAUUUCGAAUGAAGAUGAUGAUGACGAUGAAGCUGGCAUGUCUUCAAUGCGAGCUCUAACAGCCAAAUUUACUUACAUAAGAGCUGGCAUUGUACCGGCACAACAGCACAUUCAAACGAAGCUGGAGAACGAAUGUAACAGUUUAGACUUUGAUCAAAACUCCGAAACUGAAUCGUGCGAUCAAAAUCACGACACCUACAUCAUUACUUCGAAGCCGAAGCCAAAAAUUGUGAAACCGAUCGAUCGUGAUUCAUGCUAUGAAUCGAACUGUACGGACGAUAAUGGAAAGUCACCGGAAACGAAAGCAAUACGCGGCAAAAAGAAGUCGUCGUACGUUUCACCAUACAGCAAAGAAUCGGUUACGAAAAUGCCAACGAAAAAAACGGUUGCUUCCAGCGUCCUGCCGGCUCGUAAUAAAAUGUUGGAUGAACGUAAAGGUAUUGUUGCCAAGGCCGACAAUGCCACGAUUGUCACAAAAACGCAUAUUCUGCUAAAUAAAUCGAGUUUAGCCAGCAAAUCUACAAAGGUUACUACACCUAAAGUGACAAAGGAAGUUGAAAAGCCGAAUGCUGGUCGGCCACUUCCUGCUAAAACUAAAGCUCCAGCAACUGUAAUGAAAAGUCCCGCAAAAUUAGCAUCACCACAAACGUUACCGGAAAGGCAAGGCACAUUCAUCAAAGAAGAACCAUCGAGUCCCGAUGUACCCGUUGUCGUUUCAUCCGAACCAUCAUCCCCAUCCAGAACGACACGUCUUCCGACAAAACUUCCAGACGCCAAAUCAACCACUUCCCUUACAAAGAGCCGUACAUUUUUGUCCAAAUUAAAAUCACCACUCCAACGGCCACAAUCAUCCGCCAAACCAUUGCCAUCGCCAGUAACUGAUUCAUCGAAGCGUCGUACACUGACCAAUGUAGCCAAACCUGUUAUACCACAGCGAUCCAACAGCCAAACUACAAUCAAACCGCUCACCAAACGGGAUCCAUUUUCCACUCAACCUCCAUCGAGAAGUAAUUCGAAUUUGGUGCCUCCACAGAAACGAGACGUUACCAGUCGCAUAUCUAGCAUAUGGAAGCGAUCCGAUGAUACGAAACCGGCAACGGCAACAAACAAAAGUGCUAAUGUUGUGGGCAAGAAGCCACCAUCGGGCAGUAAAUUAAGUCGAAGUUCAACAUUUGAUAACACACCAAGUAAUUUAGUCGUUAACACUAAUUGAACGUUGCAAGAUAAAUAAGACAGAAACAAAAUAAUUAUUUCAUCAGCUACAUUAAAUAUUAACAUUAGUGAGAGAUACGGACGUGAUUGAAUGGAAAGAAAAUUUAUCCAAAUUCAGCUAUAAAACUUGAUACAUGUGUCCGAAGUAGAAA